CAGAUGGUUAAACUCUGGUUUGAGCGGUAAACAAAACAUUUGAUUGUCAACAUCAAAAAUACGAAUCUCAGUAAAUAACUUGCAUUAACUUUGAUCAAAAACCUCGAUUGAAGUUUUCUUUUAACAUGUCUCACAAAAUACUAGAGCCACAUAAUGGAUCCACUGGAACAAGGACUACAAAAUACGGCCGUGUGGAACCGCAACAACCCUAUCUUCCUAAUUACGAUGACGCUAUAAGAGGUGGUGCUAGAGCCACUCGUGAGGAGAAUAUAGAGGCAGCUCACCACAUUAACCGCCCUGCAGACUCCCAGUGCGAAAUAUCAAAGUGCUUAGAUGUCUCACUCAGACAUGGUUUUAUAAGCAAGGUGUACGGAAUCCUGAGCUUCCAACUGCUGGUGACUUUUGGAAUCGUGUCUGUAUUUGUAUUUGUAAAGCCAGUGAAAGACUUCAUCAAUAGUGAUCCUGAGGCGAACCCUAAUAGACGCUAUUUCAUGCUGGGCAUCGCAUGUGCGGUGUUCUUGGCGGUGGUAGUUGUGAUCUAUUUCUGCAAAACUGCGAGACGAAGGGUCCCCUACAACUACAUAUUCCUUGCCAUACUCUCCAUUGCUAGUGGAUGCAUGGUGGGCGUGGUUGCCAGCAUAGUGGGGGAGGUGGUGGUGGCUGAGGCCACGGCCUGUCUAGUUGUCAUCUGUUUCUGCAUGACCCUCUUCGGCUGCCAGACCAAGAUAGCACUGGGCCCUGUCUUCAUCGUCGUCUUCUCACUUUGCAUGGCCAUACUCAGUCUGGCCAUCAUGUCCAUUUGGACAUACAACAAUAUACUGCCCACUGUAUUUGCGUCCAUCGGUGUCGCUGCUGUUUCCCUGAUUCUGCUGGCGAGCACUUGGCUGAUCCUCAACUGGUCUCGCCAUCACGUCAUGAUGGAGGAGUAUGUAUUCUGCGCACUCAUGCUCUACAUAGAUAUCGUCUUCUUAUUCAUCUUCCUCCUCUUGCUUCUCAAAUCUGACAGGAACUUUGCUUUCAAUUGGAUUAUACAUCUCCGAUUCAUAUUGUUAAGAAUGUCCCUAAAGAUACAAAAGGAGAGGGAACCGAGCAUGGCGCAACUGGAACAGAGAGAAACAACAAUUGGCUUUGUCGACCCGCAACAGUCAUCUCCCCCAAACUACGAUGACGCAACAAAAGAUGAUGCAGCAGCUGAACCGCGUGGGGAUUUGGAGGUAGACUACUACCCAAACAACUAUGCAGACACACACUGCAAAAUAUCACAGUGCACUGAUGCCGCACUCAGACAAGGAUUUAUUUGCAAAGUGUAUGCGAUCCUGAGCUUCCAACUGCUGGUGACUUUUGGAAUAGUUGCUCUGUUUGCAUUUGUGAGACCAGUGAGGGAAUUCAUCAAUGGCGAUUCUGAUUCGAGCUCCAAUUGGCCUCUCAUCAUGCUGGGCGUCGCAUUUGGGGUGUUCAUUGUGGUAUACAUAGUGAUCAUCUGCAGCAAGACAGUCAGACGAAGGGUGCCCUACAACUACAUAUUCCUCACCAUAUUCUCCGUUGCUACUGGAUAUAUGCUGGGCAUUCUAGCCAGCGUAAUGAACCAAGUGGCGGUGGCCGAGUCCAUGGCGUGUCUGGCUCUAAUCUGCUUCUGCAUGACCCUCUUUGGCUGCCAGACCAAGAUAGCACUGGGGCCCAUCUUCAUCGUCCUUUUCACCCUCUCCGUGGCCGCACUCAGCCUGGCCAUCAUGUCCAUUUGGACAUACAACAAUAUGAUGCCCUCUGUCUAUGCUGCACUCAUAGUCGCACUUUUCUCACUGAUUCUGCUGGUGGACACUUGGCUGAUCAUCAAUUCAGGCCACCACGAUGUCAUGAUGGAGGAGUAUGUGUUCUGUGCACUCAUGCUCUACGUCGACAUCAUCUACAUUUUCCUCUACCUCCUCAUGCUGCUAGGUGGAUCCAGCAGGAACUAACUCUGCACACUCUAAACUGGAACAAAUCAAUUACCGAGUCAAUAAACGCAGGAAUUUUUUCAUUGGAAGCAAAUUUUUUCAAA
Messenger RNA from Symsagittifera roscoffensis, 2038 nucleotides. RefSeq lists its product as uncharacterized. The record is from RefSeq and is a predicted model, not a curated record. The transcript is spliced from 16 exons. Gene Ontology annotation, biological process: negative regulation of apoptotic signaling pathway. Gene Ontology annotation, cellular component: endoplasmic reticulum; Golgi apparatus. Lineage: Eukaryota; Metazoa; Xenacoelomorpha; Acoela; Convolutidae. The coding region runs from base 126 to 1955 and encodes 609 amino acids.